GUGUAGAAAUAUAUAAUAUAUAAUACUAAGAUAACCUAGUGGUGUUUUUAAUAAAUAAAAAAAUAAUUUAAUAUAUAAAUAUUUAAUAAUGAAUAAAAUUUAUAAUAUUAUCGCGAGACGAUCAAUUUUUCAGAGCACUCGUUUGCUUUGUUUUUGUCAUCGACAAGUAAAACUUCAUUAUCAUGUCAAUCAUAAUAUUUGGAUGAAUAAUUUUAUACAGGAUAGUCUUAAUUUAUCAAUAAUCAAAAGAUUUAAGCACAAGAAGAAAAAUUUGAAGAAAGCAAAAGUGGAUGAUCUUGAGUCGGAUGAAGAAGAUGAAUCAGAUUUAGAACUAGACGAAUCACAGAGUAAAUCUGUAAUAGCAAAUAUUAAAGUUAAUUCUUUACGCGUAGAUUCUAUAAUUAAAAAUGGAACUGGUAUAUCACGCAAAAAUAUAGAGACUGCAUUUUAUGAAAGUAAAAUCUUUAUUAAUGGGAAAAAAGUGCUGAAAAUGUCUACAGAGGUUCAAGUUGAUGAUGAAAUUGAUAUUAUCCGUGGCCGACCUAAUGCAAAUAUAAAUCAACUUAUAGUAUCACGAAUUACAAUUUUAUCAAUUACUCCAAUAUCGGAGGCUAUUAGGGUUAAAAUAGCUAAGGAUAAAAAUUUAUUAAUUGAAGAAUAUCCUAGUUAAAUCAGUCUAAAUCAAUUUAAUAUUUAGUAGGUAAAUAUAUAUGUAACAUUCAUUCAUGUUAUAUAUAGAUUUUUAUUAAACAAAAAAAAAUGUUAUAAAAUAUUGUAUAUAAAU
Vespula pensylvanica (western yellowjacket) is the source of this 784-nucleotide messenger RNA. RefSeq lists its product as uncharacterized. Lineage: Eukaryota; Metazoa; Arthropoda; Insecta; Hymenoptera; Vespidae. The coding region runs from base 89 to 670 and encodes 193 amino acids. The record is from RefSeq and is a predicted model, not a curated record. The transcript is spliced from 4 exons. Gene Ontology annotation, molecular function: RNA binding.